Iphiclides podalirius (scarce swallowtail) is the source of this 4185-nucleotide messenger RNA. The record is from the annotation of a GenBank genome assembly. NCBI's taxonomy places the organism in Eukaryota, Metazoa, Arthropoda, Insecta, Lepidoptera, Papilionidae.
AUGCUGAAGCUGCGCGGCUGCCGGGUGAUCGAAGGUCACCUCAGUAUUGUAGUCAUCGAGCACCCCUCACCGAAAGCUUUCAAGAACAUGAGCUUCCCGGAACUGAGGGAAGUGACUGGCUAUAUAAAAAUAUACAGGUUGAUGGGCGUGAUCAACCUCGGCGCCCUUUUCCCGAAUCUCUCUGUAGUGCGCGGCAUGCAACUCUUCAAGGAUUACGCCAUCGUUGUAUUUGAUUGCGAAAACCUCGAGGCGUUGGGGCUGCGCUCGCUGGCGCGCGUGGAGCGAGGCGGCGUUCGGAUCCAACAGAACGACCGCCUCUGCUACACCAACACCAUCGACUGGUCGCGGAUAGUGAGCGACGGCGAAGACAACAUCUUGAUCCGGUCGAACUAUGACCCGCGACUGUGCGGUCUGUGCCCAAACGCGCAGAGCCGCAUGGAAGACCACCGACAGCAACACUUGCAAUGUCCCGCGGAUUCCUCCGGACGGCUGCUCUGUUGGGACGAAAAGAACUGUCAAAAGAUGUGCCCGAGCGCGUGCGGCGGCCGCGCGUGCGCCCACAACGGGACCUGCUGCAACGCGACCUGCCUCGGCGGCUGCGACGGCCCGCUGGCGCGCGACUGCCACGUGUGCGCCAACUACUCGCUCGGCUACGGCGAGAACCGCACCUGCGUCACCUCCUGCCCCGCCAACACCUACAGGCUCUCAAGGCGCUGCGUGACGGAGCAGGAGUGCCGCUCGAUGCCGCCGCCGCAGCCGGCCGAGUCCAGCCAGCCGGCGCCGAACAUCCCAGCAUACAAGAUCCUCAACAACACCUGUGUAUACUACUGCCCCAGCGGAUACAUGGAGGUGGGUGCGGCGCACAACGGCACGUGCCGCCCCUGCCAGCCGGCGGGCUGCGUGCGCGAGUGCGGCGGCGGACGCGUGGACUCUGUGGCCACGGCGGAGCACUUCCGCGGCUGCACCCACCUCAAGGGCUCGCUCGAGAUCUCGCUGAGGGCCAGCGGAGGCAAAACGAUGGCCGUAUUGGAGGCGUCGCUGGGCGAGGUGCGCGAGAUCACCGGCAGCCUGAAGGUGACGCGCGCCUACCCGCUCGUCUCGCUGAUGUUCCUCAAGAACCUUCGCCGCAUCGGCGGCGUCACCAACGACAACAAAAUGCAGAGCCUGUACAUCUUCAACAACCCGAACCUGGAGAUGCUGUGGGACUGGUCGGUGCACAAGCCGAUCGAGAUCACACGGGGCAGGCUGUUCAUCCACUUCAACCCGAAGCUCUGCUACAACCAGAUCCUGCCGCUGAAGAACAUGACGCGCGACCCCCUCUCCACGUUCGACCAGAUCGAGGUCUCCGUCGACAACAACGGCGACCAGGCCUCAUGCUUCCAGGACGUGCUGCAGCUGAAGGUGAGCGCGCUCCGCGACCGCACCGUCAUCCUCACGUGGGACAUGUACUGCUCCGAGGACAGCCGCAAGAUGCUCGGCUACUCCAUCUACUACAUCGCGGCCGAGCACAACGUCACGCUCUACGGGCAGCGGGACGCCUGCUCCGACACGUGGAACGUGCUGGACAUAACGAUGGACGAGUUCCGCAGCAACAGCACCAAGCCGCCGCCGAGCGCCAAGAGCGCGCUGAGCAACCCCUGCGACAACCUGCAGCCCCACUUCUACCCGGUGACGCAGCUGACGCCGUACACGCGCUACGCCGCCUACGUCAAGACCUACACCACGCUGCAGGACAAGAAGGGCGCGCAGAGCCCCAUCAUCUACUUCAAGACCCUGCCCGACUCGCCGAGCCCACCCCUGGGUCUGUCGGUGGAGCUGCGCAGCGCCCACUCGGUGCAGAUCAGCUGGCAGCCGCCCUCGAUGCCCAACGGCACCAUCUCCAUCUACCACGUGGAGAUCCAGGCCAACAGCUACAACCGGGCCACCAUCCUCGCAGACAAUCUCAACUACUGCAACAACCCGAGCGCCCUGUCGAACAUGAUAACGGUGCGCAACGAGGAGGGGGGCGAGGGGGGCGAUGGGGCGGCGGGCGAGGGGGCGGAGGGCGCGCGGGGCGGCGGCACCGGCAACGUGAACGGCACCUGCGCCUGCUCGGAACCGCCCCCGGCGCGCUUCAGCUCGCUCGCGGAACAGGAGCGCAUCGACAGCAUCAACUUCGAGAACGAGCUGCAGAACCACGUGUACGUAAAGACGGACAGGAACAAGUCGCCGAAAUCGUCGAGCAACAGGAUAAAACGCGCCAUCGACAAGGAGCUAAACAGCAUGCUGGUGAUACUGAGCGGUUACAACAAGCCCGAGCAGGGCCUCAAGUAUUUCAACUCGACCGACUCCGAAGGUUACGUGCGGUCCGUGUACUACGAGCUGGACGGCGCCACGCGGACUCUGCUGGUGGAGAACAUGCGCCACUUCACGUGGUACACCGUGAACCUGUGGGCGUGCCGCGAGAAGCAGGACUACGAGCCGCCGGACAACUACAAGAAGACGUGGUGCUCGGGCCGCGCGUUCAACACGUUCCGCACCCUGGAGUUGCCAAACGCCGACGUGGUGAAAGACGUGCGCGCCGAAGUGAUAGUGUCGAACAAGACUCUGCCCGAAGUGAACGUGACUUGGAAGCCGCCGGAGAACCCCAACGGGUUCGUGGUGGCCUACAACGUGCACCACUCUCGUAUUGAGGACAACAUUCAGUCGCAGGACGUGGGCCUGCAGAGCUGCAUCACGGCGGGCGACUACGAGGCGAGCGGGCGAGGCUACGUGCUGCGCAACCUGGCGCCGGGCAACUACAGCGUGCGCGUCACCCCGCUCACGGUGGGCGGCGCCGGCAACGUGUCCGCCGACGUCUACGUGUUCAUACCGGAGCGGCGCUCGGAGGCGGGCUACAUGUGGGCGUGGGGCGUGGCGGCGGGCGGGCUGCUGCUGCUGGUGCUGGCGGCGGGCGCGUGGUACGCGAGGCGCGCGCUGCCUUCGCCGGAGGGCAACAAGCUCUUCGCCACCGUCAACCCCGAGUACGUGUCCACCGUGUACGUGCCCGACGAGUGGGAGCUGCCGCGCACCAGCAUCGAGUUCAUCCGCGAGCUCGGCCAGGGCUCCUUCGGAAUGGUGUACGAGGGCAUUGCUAAGAACAUAGAGAAAGGAAAACCGGAAACUCGGUGCGCUGUGAAAACUGUCAACGAGCACGCUACUGACAGGGAGCGCAUCGAGUUCCUGAACGAGGCGUCUGUGAUGAAGGCGUUCGACACGUUCCACGUGGUGCGGCUGCUGGGCGUGGUGUCGCGCGGCCAGCCCACGCUCGUGGUCAUGGAGCUCAUGGAGUUCGGCGACCUCAAGACCUACCUGCGCUCGCACCGCCCCGACGCAGACUCCUCGCUGCCCAAGAAGGACGACGCCGCGCCGCCCACGCUCCAGAACAUCCUGCAGAUGGCGAUCGAGAUAGCGGACGGCAUGGCGUACUUGGCGGCCAAGAAGUACGUGCACCGCGACCUGGCGGCGCGCAACUGCAUGGUGGCCGGCGACCUCACCGUCAAAGUGGGCGACUUCGGGAUGACGCGCGACAUCUACGAGACGGACUACUACCGCAAGGGCACCAAGGGGCUGCUGCCCGUGCGCUGGAUGAGCCCCGAGAGCCUCAAGGACGGGGUGUUUUCAAGUAACAGUGAUGUGUGGAGUUAUGGUGUCGUACUAUGGGAAAUGGCGACACUUGCGAUGCAGCCCUAUCAGGGCCUGUCGAACGAGCAGGUGGUCCGCUACGUGGUGGAGGGCGGCGUGAUGGAGCGGCCCGAGCACUGCCCCGACCGGCUGUACGAGCUGAUGCGCGCGUGCUGGUCGCACCGCGCCCACGCGCGCCCCUCCUUCCUGCAGCUGGUGGCCGACCUGGCGCCCAGCGCGCAGCCCCACUUCCGCCACCGCUCCUUCUUCCACUCGCCGCAGGGCCAGGAGAUGUACGCGCUGCAGCGCACCGCGAUGGACGAGGAGCAGGAGUCGGCGGAGGUGAACGUGGGCGCCGUGGCGACCGGCUCCGGCUCGAACCUGUUCGGCGUGUCGGGGCGGCUCGCGUCGUGGGUGCGCGAGCUGUCCUCGCUGCGCUCGCGGGGCUCGGACGACGCGGCCGCCGAGCCGCUGCAGCCGGCGCGCGCCCUCAAGGGCCCCAACGGCGUGCUGCACGACCGCCUCGACGACACCACCGGCUGC